AUGGUUCAUCAAGCUCUUAUGGAACAUAGAAUUCCGAGUAGCCUCCAGCACUUUCACACUAUUGUAGGCACGAAAACAGACAGAUACCCAGAAUUGUCAAUAUCAAAACCAGCACAGUUCAUUAUACAACCUCACUUUCUCUCACUUUGCUCCUCAUCAUGCAACCGAGUUGACACCACUGUCACCAGCGUCGUACGUCACUUCCGUCGGAUCCGGGCUCUCAGCUGUGUACGCCCCUCAAAUGACGGCCACAUUAGCGGCGACUUUUUACGAGAGUUUAGGGCUGCUGCGAGUGGCUUCGGACCGUUUGAAACGUUGGCCACCUUCUGCCCAGUGGUGGCGGCUUUGCGGCGCAUGUCUAAGAAAGUCAAUCCACAGGUCGUCGUCUGGUCUUUUGGAAUAAAGGUCUCGUGGCUUCAUGUUUACUUAUCAGGGGCUCGGCAUUUCUCAACGCUUGCCGAGUUGAGAAAACGAGAAAACGGAAUCAAAACAAACGGCAAUCCCUUCAUGGUCCUUUUGACUCGCCAAAACUUUCAUUACACGUACAACCGACAGCUUGCUUGGGCAUUCCGGCAACCUUACGAGCGCUAUCAUUUUUUCUGGAGGAAACCCGUGCGUACCCCGAGGUCUAGCUCAGAUCCCGCUUGGACUGCGCCUGUGUGA
Colletotrichum tamarilloi is the source of this 663-nucleotide messenger RNA. RefSeq lists its product as uncharacterized. Bases 1 to 663 code for a protein of 220 amino acids. The record is from RefSeq and is a predicted model, not a curated record. The transcript has a single exon. Lineage: Eukaryota; Fungi; Ascomycota; Sordariomycetes; Glomerellales; Glomerellaceae.